Messenger RNA from Funneliformis mosseae, 240 nucleotides. The record is from the annotation of a GenBank genome assembly. NCBI's taxonomy places the organism in Eukaryota, Fungi, Glomeromycota, Glomeromycetes, Glomerales, Glomeraceae.
AUGGCAUUUUAUUCUUGUCCAUACACCUAUAUUGAUAGUCGUAUAUGUGGAAAAAAAUGUUACCAGAAAGAAGAAUGCCAUAUUCAUUGGAAAAGGCAAACUCAUAUUUCUUGUAAUAUAUGUGGUAUACCAAUAGCUUCUUCUUAUGGAAUGUGUAUGAAACAUGCUGGAAAGUAUUACAGUAAAGCUAAUUAUUAUAAAAACAAACUUCAAGAUAAAAAACAUGAUCAAGCAUCCCAG